AUGGAUUAUUUUAACGAAAGUCAACCUAAACAUUGGCCCGAGUCCCAAAUUUUAAGAAACUAUCUCACCAAAUUCCUUGAUGAUGAACGAUCCGAACAUAAGACAAAAGCAACAAAUAUGUUGAAAUUUUUUGAUGACCACCGCAAGAUCUUUGAUGACGUCAACACUUUCUGGGAAAUUGUAGAAACGAUGAACAACAGACCAUCGCAGAAUGAAAGCUUCAAUGGAGCCUGGAAGGGCGAAGUCUCUUUCUCACUUGGAUAUAAACCAAUUUUUAUUUCAGCAGAAAUGACUUGCGUUCACGGACCAGAUCAAUUUAAAUUCAUUCACCAUUCACCAAUAAUGAUUGUUGAACGUUAUGUUAAAGACGUUACUUUAAGAAAUAUAAACAAGAUGGUGAUUUUUAAAAUGAAAUUUUCAAAUGAUGAGAUCAUUCAUAUACUUGAUACUUUAUUUCUUAAUGAUGAAGGAGUAAUG
Messenger RNA from Dentiscutata heterogama, 477 nucleotides. Lineage: Eukaryota; Fungi; Glomeromycota; Glomeromycetes; Diversisporales; Gigasporaceae. The record is from the annotation of a GenBank genome assembly.